Molecule: messenger RNA, 1143 nt
Organism: Plasmodium fragile
Lineage: Eukaryota; Apicomplexa; Aconoidasida; Haemosporida; Plasmodiidae
Exons: 1
Coding region: 1-1143 (380 amino acids)
Biological process (GO): rRNA base methylation
Cellular component (GO): cytoplasm
Molecular function (GO): rRNA (uridine-N3-)-methyltransferase activity
Source: RefSeq, a predicted model, not a curated record
AUGAUGAGUCGCUUUUCCCCCCAAUAUGCCAGGAGAGGCAAGCGUAAAUUACUCCUCCUCCCCAAGGUAGGCAAAUCUCAUUUCACCGGAGUGGCUCACAAAAUACACCAGCUGGAGAAGCAGCUAAGCAUAUUUGAAAAAUUAAUACACAUAGGCAAGUACCACAUAGGGAAAGAAGAAGAAUUGAAGGAGGGGGAGGAAAAAGACGGGUUACUACUACGUACCAAACUGAUGAGUAAGCAAAAUUUAAACAAAUACAAAGAGUGCAUAAAAGCAGAUUAUAACAGAUUAAAAAAGGAGUUAGAAAAUGAGAAGGAGAAUUACAUCAAGGGGAGGUACCAGGAGUACCUAUUCGAUUGCGUACAGAAAAAUAAUUACUCCGAUUUAAUCAUAGCAGAUGUCGUGUACGAAAAGGAGAAAAAAAUUUUAUGUGUGGGCGAAGGAAAUUUAUCCUUUAGUACUUUACUUCAGAGGGAGUUGCGUCCAUGUCAAGUAGUGGCCACCUCCAUGGAGAGUCCAAAUGUGUUGCUAAGAAACUGUGGUAGUAUUUUUUCGAAGAAUUUAAAAAUAUUAGAAUCUUGUGGAGGUAUCUAUGUUCCAGAAAUUGAUGUGGAAAAAAUUGGAGAGCAUUUUCUACACAACACAUUUGACGUUAUCAUUUUUAAUUUUCCAUUCGUGCUUCCGCCAGAUGAUUUUAUACAAACCAAAUGGAACAUACAAAAGGAAAAGCUCCACAGCGACAGGAAUAUCUUUCUCAAGUAUUACAAAAAGUCCGAGUACCUCCUACUCAAUCGCUUAUUUUAUUGGCUAUUUAAAAAUGCUUCUCUUCUCCUUAAGGACAAUGGCUUCCUACACCUUCGCGUCAAUGACAAGUACUUAACAUGUGACUUUUCCAAUACGUUUUCUUUGUCCCUUGUGGAGAAGGUUGAUUUUUCUGCAUCCUAUUUCAUUUAUAAGUCACUGAGGUAUGUCCCUAGCAUGAUGAAUGCUUGUGGGUCUUCCUCGAAGGGUCCUCCGAGCUGGACAAAAAAUGUUAUGUUCACCCCACGGGGGAAGGUCUUCAGGAGCUUCAAGAUGGGCCACACCUCCACGCUGGUCUUUCAGAAGGGGGGCAACGACGGUAGCGGGGGCAGCGGCGAAUAG